Messenger RNA from Aspergillus heteromorphus CBS 117.55, 4039 nucleotides. RefSeq names its product U2 snRNP complex subunit HSH155. Gene Ontology annotation, biological process: spliceosomal complex assembly. Lineage: Eukaryota; Fungi; Ascomycota; Eurotiomycetes; Eurotiales; Aspergillaceae. The transcript is spliced from 2 exons. Gene Ontology annotation, cellular component: catalytic step 2 spliceosome; U2 snRNP; U2-type prespliceosome. Gene Ontology annotation, molecular function: mRNA binding. The record is from RefSeq and is a predicted model, not a curated record. The coding region runs from base 118 to 3807 and encodes 1229 amino acids.
CUACAUCGCCCCCAAGGUCGCCGUUAUCGUGGUCUUCGAUCCGGAUGUAGCUGCUGUUACCCCUGCCUGGGAGUGUUUGUUCUCUAUCUCGUCUUUGGGAUCUCCACAGCCGCCACCAUGUCCGACGCUGAUUUCGAAGCCGUUCGGAAGCUCCAGGCUGAGCGAAACGAAGCCGCCGCUGCGAAGAAAGGUUCUAGGACCUUUGACACGUCUAGCCAGCGCACUGACAGCUCGACCAAGGCCUCCCUGACGGAUACCUUCGAUACGACCCUGUACGAACGCGAGGGCGCCGACAAGUUUGCGGGAUACGACACUUCCAUCGCCGUCAAUGGCGACGAUGAAGAGAUGGAGGAUGCGGAUGCAGGCCACCGUCUGGUGGGCCAGUACACAGCGACUAGGGGUCAGAUAGAUGAGUUUGCCCACGGCAACGGCGUGGAAGAGGAGGACAUCCUUUUGGGGCGCGAGAAGGCGGCCAGAAUCGCUGAUCGUGAGACCGACUACCAGAAGCGUCGCUUCAACCGGGGCGCGUUGACGCCCACGCGUGCCGACCCGUUUGCCGCGAACACCCAUGCAAACGUCGAGGGAGAGGGACAAACCUACCGUGAAGUUAUGGCUCUGCGUGAGCUCGAGAAAGAAGAAGAGCGUGUCCAGAAGCUGAUCUCCGAACAGCAGGCCAAGGGCGAGGACGAUGGGCAAGAGCAUCAGGCUACGUUGAAGUCGGAUGAUAAAGAGAAUGCCGAUGCGGGCUCCACGGUCGCGGUUGCCACCGGUCGCAAGCGUAAGCAGCGAUGGGACGUGUCCUCCGAGCCCACCGCGUCGGCCCCCGAGGCAGACGCUGCGCAGCCCGCUGAAACCAAGACCAAGAGAUCUCGCUGGGACCAAACACCUGUGCCGGGCGCCCCGGAGGAUGCCCCCAAACGUCGCUCGCGAUGGGACCAGGCGCCUGCCAUUGCUGCCUCCACCCCUGUGGGCAACCAGGGGCUUGCCACCCCCAUGCAUCCUUCUCAAGUAGGUGCGCCUAUGAUGCCAUCCAGCUUUGGAACUGAUAUCUCUGGGCGCAAUGCUCCUCUGUCGGACGAAGAGCUUGACCUCAUGCUGCCGUCGGAGGGCUACAAGAUCCUGGAUCCUCCUCCGGGCUACGCCCCUAUUCGCAACCCCGCGAGGAAGCUCAUGGCAACCCCGGCCCCUAUGGCUAGUGCGUCGGGAGUGGGUGGCUUCAUGAUGCAGGAGCCGGAAAGCGCUCGUUCGUUGGGCAAGCAGCUUCCGACUGAGAUCCCUGGUGUGGGUGACCUGCAGUUUUUCAAGCCGGAGGAUAUGGCCUACUUCGGCAAGCUGAUGGAAGGUGGAGACGAGAGCGCGAUGACGGUGGACGAGCUGAAGGAACGGAAGAUCAUGCGGCUGUUGCUGAAGGUGAAGAACGGUACUCCGCCGAUGCGAAAGACGGCCCUGCGUCAACUCACAGACAACGCACGGCAAUUCGGCGCCGGUCCCCUUUUCAACCAGAUUCUCCCCCUUCUCAUGGAAAAGUCCCUGGAAGACCAAGAACGCCAUCUGUUGGUGAAGGUCAUCGAUCGUGUCUUGUACAAGCUCGACGAUCUCGUCCGCCCAUACGUCCACAAGAUUCUCGUCGUUAUCGAGCCUCUGCUCAUUGACCAGGACUACUAUGCGCGUGUCGAGGGUCGGGAAAUUAUCUCCAACUUGGCCAAGGCCGCAGGUCUUGCCACGAUGAUCAGUACCAUGCGUCCGGAUAUCGACCACGUCGACGAAUAUGUCCGUAACACGACGGCUCGAGCCUUUGCCGUCGUUGCCUCCGCUCUCGGUAUCCCUGCUCUUCUCCCCUUCCUCCGCGCUGUGUGUCGGAGUAAGAAGUCAUGGCAGGCUCGCCACACGGGUGUCAAGAUUAUCCAGCAGAUCCCGAUUCUGGUUGGUUGCGCCGUGCUUCCGCAUCUGAAGGGGCUGGUGGACUGCAUUGCCGACAACCUCAGCGAUGAACAGGCGAAGGUCCGAACCGUCACCGCUCUGGCUGUGGCUGCUCUGGCUGAGGCCGCCAACCCGUACGGUAUCGAGAGUUUCGACGAAAUCCUUAACCCCCUGUGGACGGGCGCCCGGAAGCAGCGUGGUAAGGGUCUCGCUGCUUUCCUGAAGGCCGUCGGCUACAUUAUCCCCCUCAUGGACGAAGAGUAUGCCAACUACUAUACCAGUCAGAUCAUGGAGAUUCUUCUCCGAGAAUUCGCUUCCCCCGACGAAGAGAUGAAGAAGGUUGUCCUGAAGGUGGUGUCACAGUGCGCUAGCACAGAUGGUGUGACGGCCAGCUAUCUGAAGGAACACGUGUUGACCGACUUCUUCAAGAGCUUUUGGGUGCGUCGGAUGGCCUUGGACCGGAGGAACUACCGUCAGGUGGUUGACACGACUGUCGACCUCGGACAGAAGGUUGGCGUGGGUGAGAUUCUCGAGCGCGUCGUGAACAACCUCAAGGACGAGAGCGAGCCCUACCGCAAGAUGACGGUGGAGACGGUGGAGAAGCUCAUUGCGGCGCUUGGAGCCGCCGAUAUCUCGGAGCGUUUGGAGGAGAGACUCAUCGAUGGUGUUCUCUACGCCUUCCAGGAACAGAGCAUCGAGGAUAUCGUGAUCUUGAACGGUUUCGGAACGGUAGUCAACGCUCUUGGCUCGCGUUGCAAGCCGUACCUCCCCCAGAUCGUCAGUACCAUCCUUUGGAGAUUGAACAACAAGUCUGCGACGGUCCGCCAGCAGGCUGCGGAUCUUAUCUCGCGGAUUGCGAUGGUCAUGAAGCAGUGCGGCGAAGACGCCCUGAUGGGCAAGCUCGGUAUCGUGCUCUACGAAUACCUGGGUGAGGAGUACCCCGAGGUGCUGGGGUCCAUCCUGGGUGCCCUCCGAUCGAUCGUCACCGUGGUCGGUAUCAAUCAGAUGCAGCCUCCCAUCCGGGACCUGCUCCCCCGUCUCACCCCCAUUCUACGCAACCGUCACGAGAAGGUGCAGGAGAACACGAUCGACCUGGUCGGUCGUAUCGCCGACCGUGGGCCCGAGUCGGUCAACGCGCGCGAGUGGAUGCGUAUCUGUUUCGAACUGCUCGACAUGCUGAAGGCCCACAAGAAGGGUAUUCGCCGUGCCGCGAACAACACCUUCGGUUUCAUCGCCAAGGCCAUCGGACCCCAGGACGUGCUGGCGACGCUCCUCAACAACCUGCGUGUCCAGGAGCGUCAGUCCCGUGUGUGUACGGCCGUUGCCAUUGGUAUCGUGGCGGAAACCUGUGCGCCCUUCACCGUGCUGCCGGCGCUGAUGAACGAAUACCGCGUCCCCGAGCUGAACGUCCAGAACGGUGUGCUGAAGGCCAUGUCCUUCCUGUUCGAGUACAUCGGCGAGAUGGCCAAGGACUACGUCUACGCGGUCACGCCGCUUCUCGAGGAUGCCCUCAUCGAUCGCGACCAGGUGCAUCGCCAAACGGCCGCCAGCGUGGUCAAGCACAUCGCCUUGGGCGUGGUAGGUCUGGGCUGUGAAGACGCCAUGGUGCAUCUCCUCAACCUGGUGUUCCCCAACAUCUUCGAGACCAGCCCGCACGUUAUCGACCGCGUCAUCGAAGCCAUCGACGCCAUCCGCAUGGCCGUCGGCACCGGCGUCGUGAUGAACUACGUCUGGGCCGGCCUGUUCCAUCCAGCCCGCAAGGUCCGCGUUCCCUACUGGCGCCUCUACAACGACGCCUACGUGCAGAGUGCCGACGCCAUGAUCCCCUACUAUCCCGACCUCGACGGUGAUGGUCUUGAUAGAGUGGAGUUGUCGAUCAUCGUUUGAGCUGUUAGAAAAGCCAACCAGCGUUUCUUUUACGUACUUACCACGUUACCUUUUGUCUUUCCUUGUUGUACACCCAUUUCUGUCUUCCUUUCUUUUCUUUCCUUCCACUUUUCAUCCAUCAUACUGGGCCUGUUCAAUUACGGUGUUUCUCCGGGCGGAAUUUGGCGCGUGUCGUUUACCUUUACUUACCAUCUUUCCUGAAGAUAUAGUCAAUGUCAAUGGCAACCUCCUC